GUCAGAACGUGUUUGAGCCCGAAAAUGUUCGUCUGUGUUGUUAGAUUUCGAAGGAACGGGGGACUUUGCGAGGAAAUAAUACACAAUUUGCCGUGAGGAAGGCGAACGUUUAACAUAGAUUCAUACACCCUAGUUAGUUAUACUCCAACUGCGUACAAAGAUUGCGUUUUUCCGGUGACCCGAGUGGGGAGUUAGCGCGAUCGUUUUCCCGGAGUGAUGUCGAAUCCUGGGACUCGAAGGAACGGGUCCAGCAUCAAAAUCCGGCUGACAGUAUUAUGUGCCAAGAACCUCGCAAAGAAAGACUUCUUUAGGCUGCCGGAUCCGUUUGCCAAGGUGGUUGUGGACGGGUCGGGCCAAUGCCACUCCACUGACACAGUCAAGAGUACCCUCGACCCCAAGUGGAACCAGCACUAUGACCUAUACAUUGGGAAGACAGACUCCAUCACCAUCAGUGUGUGGAACCACAAGAAGAUCCAUAAACGGCAGGGCGCCGGGUUUCUGGGCUGCAUACGGCUGCUCUCCAACGCCAUCAGCAGGCUAAAGGACACAGGCUACCAGCGCCUGGACCUGUGUAAACUGAACCCCUCAGACAGUGAUGCUGUCCGGGGGCAGAUCGUAGUGAGUUUGCAGACGCGAGACCGUAUAGGCAGUGGGGGUCCUGUGGUGGACUGUCGGGGUCUGUUAGAAAAUGAGGGGCCUGUGUUUGAGGGCUGUUUCAGCGAGGAGCCGCUGCCGUACUCAGACCCCACGGGCGCCGCAGGUGGAGGGACAUGCCGUCUGGACUCACCCAAUCAGGAGAGCAGGCUCCAGACCCAGCGAAUCAGAGGCCAGGACUCCAGAGGCCACGGCCACACCCCUCAGAACCGACCACAUGGACACCAGUCACCAGACCUGCCUGAAGGCUAUGAACAGAGGACCACGGUGCAGGGCCAGGUAUACUUCCUCCACACACAGACAGGGGUCAGCACCUGGCACGACCCCCGCAUACCCAGGGACCUGACCAGUGUUAGCUGUGAGGAGUUGGGUCCGCUGCCAGUUGGCUGGGAGGUCCGAAGCACAGUGUCCGGAAGGAUCUACUUUGUGGACCACAACAACCGAACCACUCAGUUCACUGACCCCCGCCUACACACCAUCAUAAGUCAACACUCCCAGGUGAAGGAGUCGUCCCAGGCCCUGCCGGGGGGUCAGAUGGAGGUGGGGGGUGAGGAGGGGGGAGGCGGGGGAGGGGAGGGGGAGGUGGCAGUGCGCUAUGAGAGAGACCUGGUCCACAAGCUCAAACUACUGAGACAUGAGCUGUCUCUGCAGCAGCCGCAGGCUGGACACUGUCGCAUCGAGGUGUCACGAGAAGAGAUCUUUGAGGAGUCGUACCGGCAGAUCAUGAAGAUGAGGCCCAAAGACCUGAAGAAGAGACUGAUGGUGAAGUUCAGAGGAGAAGAGGGCCUGGACUAUGGGGGCGUGGCCCGGGAGUGGUUGUACCUGCUGUGCCAUGAGAUGUUGAACCCCUACUACGGCCUGUUCCAGUACUCUACAGACAACAUCUACACACUCCAGAUCAACCCUGACUCCUCCAUCAACCCUGACCACCUGUCAUAUUUCCACUUCGUGGGCCGUGUGAUGGGGCUUGCAGUGUUCCAUGGCCACUACAUCAACGGAGGCUUCACCCUGCCCUUCUAUAAGCAGCUGCUGGGCAAGCCCAUCCAGCUGAGCGACCUGGAGACCACUGACCCUGAGCUGCACAAGAGUCUGGUCUGGAUCCUGGAGAACGACAUCACGUCAGUCUUGGACCACACCUUCUGUGUGGAACACAACGCCUUUGGGAAGUUCAUGCAACAUGAAUUGAAACCUAAUGGUCGGAACAUCCCUGUUACAGAGGAGAACAAGAAGGAGUAUGUGAGGCUCUAUGUGAACUGGAGGUUCAUGCGUGGCAUCGAGGCCCAGUUCCUGGCGCUUCAGAAGGGCUUCAGUGAGCUCAUCCCCCAGCACCUCCUCAAACCCUUCGAUCACAAGGAGCUGGAGCUGAUCAUUGGUGGUCUGGGGAAAAUCGACCUGGCGGACUGGAGGACCAACACUCGUCUGAAACACUGUGUGUGUGACAGCAAUGUGGUGCGCUGGUUCUGGCAGGCUGUGGAGGCCUUCAGCGAGGACAGAAGAGCGCGGCUGCUGCAGUUUGUCACCGGCUCCACCCGCGUCCCUCUACAGGGCUUCAAAGCACUGCAGGGUUCUACAGGUUCUGCAGGCCCAAGGCUCUUCACCAUCCAUCUGAUAGACGCAAACACGGACAACCUGCCCAAGGCCCACACAUGUUUCAACAGAAUAGACAUCCCACCGUAUGAGACCUACGAGAAGCUGUAUGAGAAGCUGCUGACUGCAGUGGAGGAGACCUGCGGCUUCGCUGUGGAGUGACUCGCUCUCUUAUGUACAUGUGUUCUCCAACACCUAGCACAGACAUCUUUAUACAAAUGCUUACGCAGAUAAACAUACAAACAGUGAUGGAUGGUGUCACAAUAAACCCAAACCUGCUUCACACACACACACACACACACACUCUCUCUCCGCCCCGCCCCACCCUCUCUGGACAGCUGAGGGUUUUGGGGAGAGGGGGGGCGGGGGUUGAGCGAAAAAGUAUUUUAGAGUUUUUCAGAUGUUUUGAAGAAGCAUUUUUAUCCUUCAGUUUUAAUGAGCUAUGAUGUCAUUCUUCAGAACACCAACAGUGACUAUGUCUCUGAUGAUCCUCCAAUCACACACAGUCUCUGAUACGGUCUGUAUCUGAGGUCCACCAAUCAGACGCCUCAACAGAAAGCAGCGACCAAUGGUCUGACAAGCAGAUUGAUUUAAUAGUAUUCAUGCUUCAUGUUUAACCACUGUUGUGUGUGUGGGGGGGGGGUUAUUUCUGUGUGUAUGCGAGUAUGUGUGCAUGCCUGGUGUGUGUGUAUGUGCGUCUGUCUGGUGUGUGUGUGUAUGCGUGUCUGUGUCUUGCAUGGAACCUGGUUAUUAUUUUUAUAAAUGAUCAAACGAGCCUCUGUUUGGGUCUGUGACUGCUCUGAUCCACUCUGACCGUUCAUGUCUGAUUAUUAUUUAUUACCGUGUGAUUACUGACCAUGCUGCUAUGCUCAACACGAGCCCACACUAAUCUCUUCUGUUAGUUCCCAACCUGACUUUUAAUCCCAAAUUGAGUUUGUAGUCUGAUGGCACACAGGGGUCCUCUGACCUCUGACCUGCAUGUAUUCAGUUAGCAGUGAUGUGGGCGGAGCCCAUGGAGGGUUAAUGUUCCUGUGUGUGAAAUAUGCAAUAAAGAGAUCCAACCCUUUCAUUCACAGCUCUCUCUAUCUCUCUGUCUCUCUAUCUCUCUGUCUCUCUCUCUCUGUCUCUCUAUCUCUCUCUCUGUCUCUCUAUCUCUGUCUGUCUGUCUGUGUCUGUCUCUCUCUAUCUCUCUCUCCCUCUCUCUCUGUCUGUCUCUGUGUUCAGCUCAUUGGGGGUUUCUUGUGUUUCGUUUCCUUUCCAGAACACCAUGAAUGAACAUUUUUAACACUCAUUAAAACUACAUAGAAGUGAAUGAAACCCAAGCUAAAUGUUGUGUGUGUUGGGAUGCAUUGUAGGUGGAAGAUGACUGUUUGCAGUAUCGUUACAAUCUACAAGCUUUAGGUUCUGAAUUCAUUGUGUAAUGGAUGCAAGCGUAUUGUAACUUACUAUGUACUAAACAUUUAUGAAAAAAUACAAUGUAAAUAAGAUUAUAUUAAAGAAACUAAAUUGAAAAUAU
Osmerus eperlanus (European smelt) is the source of this 3757-nucleotide messenger RNA. It is a transcript of the gene smurf1, whose product is annotated as SMAD specific E3 ubiquitin protein ligase 1. Gene Ontology annotation, cellular component: cytoplasm. The coding region runs from base 217 to 2403 and encodes 728 amino acids. Gene Ontology annotation, biological process: protein polyubiquitination; proteasome-mediated ubiquitin-dependent protein catabolic process; negative regulation of BMP signaling pathway. NCBI's taxonomy places the organism in Eukaryota, Metazoa, Chordata, Actinopteri, Osmeriformes, Osmeridae. The record is from RefSeq and is a predicted model, not a curated record. The transcript has 18 exons. Gene Ontology annotation, molecular function: ubiquitin protein ligase activity; protein binding.